GUGAACAGUCGUUCUUAUAAUAGUGCACCAACUUAGUUACGUCAUAUCGACGAGUGAUUUCAGUGUUAUGGUGGUUCGAUGGUUUUGAAAUGGUUCGCCAUAAGGAAUCAAAGUAUGCUCUUACGCAUAUUACAGCGAUAUGUUUGUGGCUGUUCGCGUUUAUUAACGGACUGCACGCAGUGAAAAUAGUGAAAGUAGUUGUGCCGGAAAUAAUUCAGUAUGGUGUUGAGGACGCGGUAAUACUAGACUGUGACUACACAUAUGGUAAUGACACAGCCGGUCUCAUGGUGAAGUGGUUCUUCAAGAACAAAGCGAGGCCCGUAUACCAGUGGAUUGCCUCGCAAAAGCCCCAAGAUAUGGGCAUAUUACGAGGCCGUGUGGACCUAACAUAUAAAGCCUCCAAUGACCCCUUAAAAAUGCACAGAGCACUACGAAUAGUGAAGCCAAAUACGGAUAUUUCGGGAGAUUAUACCUGCGUAGUCUCCACUUUUAUGGAGGAAGAUUCGAAAACAAAACAAAUGAUUGUCUUUGCGCCGGAGACGAACUUCCGGCUGGUGCAGAAUAAGACGGACGAUGACACAGUGAACGUCAUCUGUGCGGCGGAUGGCGCCUUCCCCGCCCCAAACCUCACUCUUGCCACGCCUGAGAGGCACUUAGAUGGCGUAUCACAUCACCUAAAGCUAGUCAAUGGGCGGUAUUCUGCUGUGGCGACGGUGACGCUACUCGACGCUGACCUGCCUUCCGCAGCUGAGUUCAUAUGCACACUUAGGAUACCGCAAGCCAAGUACGCAGUGCGGAAAGAGGCUAUAUACUAUCCAGGUCCUAUCAGUACGACACCAGAGAUGCCAACCGCUGCAGACAUGCAGUUAGCAGCAGCUGUUGGUUCAAGAGGUUCAAGUGUACAAACAGCAUUAACGAUACUUACGUUGUCAGCUAUAGCCAAUCUGUAUUUGCCAUAAAUGGAUUUGAGAUUGCUUUGCUGCGUUUCUCUAGUCACAACCAAAUGCUAACAGACUAUAAUCAUAUAAAUUAGAUUAUACACGGAAUUGUAUUUAAUUUACUAAAAACAAUAGACAAUUUGUGGACGAAUGACAAACAUUCUGAGAUGUCUUGAUAUUGUUUAUAUGGAAAGAUAAAAUCUGUUAACUACACAAUAUCAGCACCGAUUCCGAUCAUAUGAACAUGGACGAGAUUUUCUGUUGAAAAGAUCUGUUCCCUGUAACUUCUAAUAACGAUACUGAUGGUGAUCCUAUCUUAAUAAUAAUCGGAAUCAGCGCUGAUAUUGAACUAAGAAAUGUUAAUGUAAAUUUUAAGCAAUUAAUUUAAUGUAUCGGAUUUCAUUAGCAGCGAGUGUUACACAAUUGUUAUUAACUGUGUGUGUAACUAAAAUUGUUCAAACAUCAAUUUAGUUUGAAUGUAACUUUGGGAGGUGAUACUUUUUUUUGUUUAACUGUAUCAUUCGAUCGAUUAUGAGCGUAUUAAGAACGUAUCGGGUACGAAACCGAGCUCAGAAAGGCACUUUAUAACCAAAAAACUGUCGCAUCUGUAUAUUAUUCUUAGCACGCUCCUAGUAUGGUCAGGGUACGGUGCAAUAGGCUUUUUAAUACAAUUGUGGCAUUAUAUCUAGUAAUUUUAGUUUUUAAUCAGCAUAAAUCGCUCGUAAACCAAAAAUACGUCAAAGACUAUAAUUUCAUUGUAAUAUAAGACUUUUUACCACUUAGCUUAAAAUAAUAUAUGUUAGUUAUGAAAAUGUACAGUUAUAAAAAAAUAAUUUAUUAAUAUUUUCAAAGUAUUUUUCUUAUUCUAGCGUAAUGUACAUAUGGAUGUAUAGAUGAAUAGGAGGGCCUAAACACUUCGGUUUUAAUUUGAUCAUUAAUGUCAUAAAUACGUUAAUAUUAUUUGGCAUGGGUAUUGAAUUAAAUUCAAAACUAUUAUGACACAUGGAAUGAUUGUAGGCUACCUACGCUUUAAUAAAUUGUGUCAUUGGAAUUUAAAUUUAGAAGCAAUCUAAGUUUGGUAAAAAAAAAUCUUUGGCCCUACAACUUUAGGUCUUGGCCUCAGAUUUCUGAAUCUGUUUAUAUAGGCAAGUAGGUGAUCGUCCUCUAGUGACACAUGCCGACGACUUUAGGGUCUACAGUCGGUUUCCUCACGAUGUUUUGCUUCACCGUUCAAGGGAUUGUAAAAUGCUCAUAAGAAUCCAUUGGUGCACACGGGGUUCGAACCUACGACCUCAGGGAUGAGAGUCGCACGCCGAAGCCACUAGGCCAACACUGCUGAUGUUCUGGAUUAUACCUAAUAUCUAGAAGUGAAAUUUGUGAUCUCAUCGGCGCUAUCAAGCCGUCAAUUACAUGAGGCACAUAAUGGGCAGCGCAAUUACUCACUUGAAUACCAUUGAUUUAAAUUUAUAUAGCAAAUAUCUUAUUUAUUAAACUUAGGGUCUGUUUUACAAUAUCAGAA
Messenger RNA from Pieris rapae (cabbage white), 2457 nucleotides. RefSeq lists its product as uncharacterized. Lineage: Eukaryota; Metazoa; Arthropoda; Insecta; Lepidoptera; Pieridae. The transcript has 7 exons. The record is from RefSeq and is a predicted model, not a curated record. The coding region runs from base 90 to 959 and encodes 289 amino acids.